GCUAUUGUUAGCCGAGGCGCAAGCUGCGUGAGUAGUGUCAGAGUUGAUCCCGUACUCACCAUCUACCUGCUGGACACAUUCUACACCGUCGACGAACAAAGUCGAACGAAAAGAGAAAGGGAAAGAGUUCGCGGAGGGAAGGGAAGAAGGAAGGAAGGAAGCGAGUAGGAAAUAAGGAAGUAAAUAAGGACGGCUUGGUUGGAACUCAACAGGUACUUCAAUGUGAGAGCAGCGGCGGGGACUUUCGGAUAUAUCACGCAGGAAAAACACACUCGCACACCGCGUCAAGAUGCCGCUGGGACCGUGGAGGAAGAAAAACAAGUCGACGAAGGAGCACCUGGUGGACAACGAAGAGGUCGGCGGCGGUCACGCUGGUGUCGGGACCGUGGGUAAGUCCACGGUGAAUGGAGCGGGACUCCCGCCUCCACCUGCCAACCUGCGGCCCAAACUGGUUUUCCACACGCAGCUGGCGCACGGAAGCCCCACGGGCCGGAUCGAGGGAUUCACCAACGUCAAGGAGCUGUACGCAAAAAUAGCAGAGGCGUUUAAUAUCAGUCCACCUGAGCUCCUGUUCUGCACCCUGAACACCCACAAGAUUGACAUGGACAAGCUGCUGGGGGGGCAGAUCGGCCUGGAGGAUUUUAUCUUCGCCCACAUUAAAGGGAUCAAGAAGGAGGUCGAAAUUUAUAAAUCUGAAGACGCUCUUGGUCUCACCAUCACAGACAACGGCGCAGGCUACGCUUUCAUAAAGCGCAUCAAAGAGGGCAGCGUCGUGGACGGGGUGAAGGUCAUCUGUGUCGGCGACCACAUAGAGUGCAUUAACGGGAGCAACAUUGUCGGGACGCGGCAUUACGAGGUGGCCCGCAUGCUCAAAGAGCUGCCCCGAGACAAGUCCUUCACACUCAAACUGGUCGAGCCGAUGAAGGCGUUUGAAAUGCUUGAGCCCAGGUCAAAGGGAGCCAAACCUGCCAGUGACAACAAGAUCGGCACAGGGAGGGGGACGCUGAGACUCCGCUCCAAAGGCCCGGCGACUGUAGAGGACGAGCCAACAGAAUUUGAGGAGAAGGCAGUGAAGAAAGUGGACGACCUCCUCGAGAGCUACAUGGGCAUCAGAGACACUGAACUCGCUGCUACAAUGGUCGAGGUCGGCCGCGACAAAAAGAACCCGGAUGAGUUUGCCAUGGCGUUGGACGAGACCCUCGGAGACUUCGCUUUCCCAGAUGAGUUUGUCUUUGACGUGUGGGGAGCCAUCGGUGACGCCAAGCAGGGAAGAUUUUAAUUUAAUUUGCUCCUGCUUCUGAAUCUCACACUCACAUACGCUCACACACACAGACACACACACACACACACACAGAUGCCGCCCCCCAACUCACCUCUUACCAUCCUCAGAAGCCAACUGGACAAACUUCAACAAGCACAAGCAGAGGUGGAUGAAGUGUUCGUACCAUCACUCCGUUGUUAGGUGUAGCUUUGCAUUGCGAUGGAAAGUCUGUCGGUCAAUGGAAAAAAUGUCACACGUCAGAUUUCAUUAAAUGUAGAAUUCCGUUUCCAACACUGGACAAGCCUCCUGCACGCAGAGGAAUAUAUUCAUUCAUUCAUUCCAGGUGUUUUAUCAAAGCGUUCAUAAAAUCACCAUGGGAGCAGGAUCGCUCUUAAGUGCUUCUUAAAAGCUCUUGACGCUGUUCCUCAGGUGGAACAGCCAACAUACUCUAACAGUGGUCUACUACACUGGUUUUAAAUGGUACGCGCGCAAACUUAAAUUGUAAAGCAAUCGCUCAGUUUUAAUCACUUGUUUUAAUAGCUGUGUCAUUUUAAUACAUGUGUGUGUCACACAGCUUUUUAUAGGCUUUUUUUUAUAUGUGAACAUGUGUAAUUAUAUAACUUGUAGCGAUAUUUUGUCACUUUUUUCCCUCCAUCCCAUCUUUUAAAAUCUUCUACAGGAUGUUAUGUUAAAAAUAUGUCAGCGUUUUCACCACGCUCACAUUACUAAUGUUGUUUUUAUUUUGUGAUUUUCUUUUAAUUCUUCCCUGUGCCCUUAAACAUCUCAGCUUGAGCCUCGUUUCCAUCCAUCAGAGACUGAGCUGUAACUGAGCAAUACCUUUAUAUGCCUUUUAAUUCAGGUUUGACUACAUACAUUCCUUAUGUUUCUUAUGGUAUUAUAGUCCGUUAGCACUGUUAUGUCAUGAACUGGGGCAUAUUUAGAGAAGCUUGUUUUUUUUCCCCCCCUCCUCCUCCCCUGUAAUUUAUUUCAUCAUGAAAAAUCAUAUGCUGUAAGACAUUUUGUACAGCGACAUGGGCUUGACAGGAAGAGACUGUCUGGAAUGGGAACAAUUGCAAUCCGAUGUCUUAAAAUAAAUGCACUCGCAUUGACGUAAACUGCACUAAUUAAAUCACUGUCAAACUGAAUUGAAAUAGUGACUUAAUUAGUGUCAUGUACUGGAUGUUAGCUGUUCACAGCAGUUGUAUAUUGUAUGACGAACCAUAAGGGAUCACUUGUUGGAUAGACAAUAAAAUUUGAUAUAGUUAUUUCA
Messenger RNA from Solea senegalensis (Senegalese sole), 2531 nucleotides. RefSeq names its product GIPC PDZ domain containing family, member 2 (gene gipc2). The record is from RefSeq and is a predicted model, not a curated record. NCBI's taxonomy places the organism in Eukaryota, Metazoa, Chordata, Actinopteri, Pleuronectiformes, Soleidae. The transcript is spliced from 6 exons. The coding region runs from base 290 to 1279 and encodes 329 amino acids. Gene Ontology annotation, molecular function: protein binding.